UUUGGAGAGAGGAUAAACGGCCACACAAGCAAGUUUUGCCACCACUAGCAGCAGUGGCUGGUUUCCGAGAACUUCUCUAUCUUCCUCUGCCCCUUGCCCUUGCCUCCUCUUUUCCUUUUCUAUCCAUAUUUGACCAAGGUUCUAAGAUAUACCGUGUUUAAUCCAAUUGCAGAAAACCCAUUUGCAAAAUAUCCGGGGUAACUGUCUUAUCUCAAGUAACCGUUCGCUUGUUUGCUCUGCAUCUCAUCUUUUCUGUUCUUGGAGUUCCACUUGCUGUUUCUCUUAUAGAACCGAAACCUAGGGUUUCUGCGUGCUCCGAGGAACAUCUGUUGGAAGAUUUGACUGUAAGCGAAGUUCAGUUCUAUUGGCUAUAGAGUUUAUCGAAUCUCGAUUAUGUUUCGGAAAUUCUGGUUUUUUUCGAGAUUGGGUUAUGGACUAGUUCUGUUCAGUAGGGUAUAUGUAGGAAGCUGCAUUAUUAUCUAGUUUAGUGCGUAUUGCUUUUAGUGGGUUCAUGUUGAUUCUGGGCCCUCUGUAAGAACCAUGUCUUCUCUAGGUUCCCUUGUAAGUUUGGGAGGUGUGAGAACGAGUUCUUUGGCUAGUUACUUUGAUGGUAGUCCUUCAUUACCUCGGAGGAUUUCGAUAGUUAAGGGAAGUAGUUUAGGUAACUCGGCUGGUGGGCACAGAUGGAACAAUGUCUAUGUCUGUAAAUGUAUGGUCACAACAGAUUUGGUGGCAGAGCAGGGAAAUUCGAUUUCCUUGGAUUCCACCUUUAGAGGGAGCAAAGAUGAGGAUGCCGAUGUUGUCCUUAAGCCUGCUCCCAAGCCUGUUUUACUGUCAAGGCCCAAAGCGGAAUCACUUCUAAGUAUUAAUGCACGGAAUUCAGUACCCUGGUCCCCAGCGAGACCUGGUACAGUUUCCAAUGAUGAGAAAUUGGAGGAUAUAGAGGAGAGAAAUAAAGUAAUAGAGUCACUUGGGGAAGUGUUGGUGAAAGCAGAGAGGCUGGAAACAAACAUUUCUGAAAAACUGGAUCAUGCUACAGAGAGUUGGAUUGAUAGUAAACCAGCACCCAGCAACCCAAGGAGGAAUAGGCCAGUGAACUCAACAGGGGUUCGGAAGACUAAGACUUUAAAGAGUGUUUGGCGGAAAGGAAAUCCAGUGGCAAGUGUGCAGAAGGUUGUUAAGGAGCCUCUUAAACCUAGUAAGCUUGAUAAAAAGGAUAUAGCUCCAGAAGACACAGAGAAGGGGGAACGUCAAUCCCGUGCCCCAUUAAGACCCCCUCAACCACCUCAGCAAGUACAACCAAAGUUGCAGGCAAAACCUGCUAUCGCUCCUUCUGUGAUCAAGAAACCUGUUGUCUUGAAGGAUGUGGGGGCAGCUCAAAAGCCAAUGGUUACUGAUGAUACUGCCGCUGGUCCAAAACCUAAAGAACAAAAGCCAAUCUUGAUUGACAAAUUUGCACCAAAGAAACCUGUGAUUGAUCCUGUUAUUGCUCAAGCAGUUUUAGCCCCUACAAAACCAGCAAAAGGCCUGGCUUCGGGGAAGAUUAAAGAUGAGUAUCGCAAGAAAACUAGUGCAGCUGGAGGAGCACGGAGACGUUUGUUUGAUCAAACUGAGAUUCCAGAUGAGGAGACUUCAGAGCUCAAUGUCUCUAUUCCUGGUGCAGCAACUGUGAGGAAGGGGAGGAAAUGGAGCAAAGCAAGUCGUAAAGCAGCUAGGCUCCAGGCAGCAAAGGAUGCGGCCCCUGUAAGAGUAGAAAUUCUAGAGGUUGGGGAGGAAGGUAUGGUGACAGAAGAGUUGGCUUACAACUUGGCAAUCAGUGAAGGUGAAAUACUUGGAUAUCUUUACUCGAAAGGGAUUAAGCCUGAUGGGGUGCAGACUCUGGGCAAAGAUAUGGUGAAAUUGAUUUGUAAGGAGUACAAUGUGGAAGUCAUAGAUGCUGCACCUGUUAAGCUGGAAGGAAAGGCAAGAAAGAGGGAGAUUUUAGAUGAAGAAGAUCUUGACAAACUGGAAGAAAGGCCUCCUGUUAUUACUAUAAUGGGUCAUGUUGAUCAUGGAAAGACAACCCUUUUGGAUUAUAUUCGAAAGAGCAAGGUAGUUGCAACUGAAGCAGGUGGAAUAACACAAGGAAUUGGGGCAUAUAGGGUGCUUGUUCCUGUUGAUGGCAAGUCUCAACCAUGCAUUUUCCUGGAUACACCUGGACAUGAGGCGUUUGGUGCAAUGAGAGCUCGUGGAGCAAGAGUGACAGACAUUGCCAUCAUAGUGGUUGCUGCUGAUGAUGGAGUUCGCCCUCAAACAAAUGAGGCCAUAGCUCAUGCUAAAGCAGCUGGGGUGCCAAUUGUCAUGGCUAUAAAUAAGAUGGAUAAGGAUGGGGCUAAUCUGGAACGAGUCAUGCAAGAACUUUCUUCAAUUGGUCUAAUGCCAGAAGAUUGGGGUGGUGAUACCCCAAUGAUUAAGAUUAGUGCUCUGAAAGGGGAGAAUGUGGAUGAAUUGUUGGAAACUGUCAUGCUUGUUGCAGAGCUGCAAGAGUUAAAGGCCAAUCCUCACAGAAAUGCAAAGGGUACUGCCAUUGAAGCAGGUCUUCAUAAAUCUAAAGGACCUGUUGCUACAUUCAUUGUGCAGAAUGGCACCCUCAAAAGGGGAGAUGUAGUAGUUUGUGGUGAGGCCUUUGGGAAGGUGCGCGCUUUAUUUGAUGACUAUGGAAAUCGUGUCGAAGAAGCUGGACCAUCUACAGCUGUGCAGGUCAUUGGCUUAAAUAAUGUUCCAAUUGCUGGUGAUGAAUUUGAGGUUGUUGACUCCAUUGAUGUUGCACGUGAAAAGGCAGAGGCACGUGCAGAAUUCUUGCGGAAUGAACGUAUAUCUGCAAAGGCUGGGGAUGGGAAGGUCACUCUCUCCUCCUUGGCUUCUGCAGUUUCAGCAGGAAAACAAUCUGGAUUAGAUUUACAUCAGCUGAAUGUUAUUAUGAAGGUUGAUGUCCAGGGAUCUAUUGAAGCUAUCAGACAAGCCCUUCACGUGCUCCCACAAGAUAAUGUCACUUUGAAGUUCCUGCUACAAGCAACGGGGGAUGUAAGCACAAGUGAUGUUGACCUUGCUGUUGCUAGUAAGGCCAUUAUAUUGGGAUUUAAUGUCAGAGUAUCGGGUUCAGUUAAGAGCUAUGCGGAUAACAAAGGCAUUGAGAUUCGUCUGUACAGAGUCAUCUAUGAACUCAUUGAUGAUAUGAGGAAUGCAAUGGAAGGACUCUUAGAGCCUGUUGAGGAACAAGUACCAAUUGGAGCAGCAGAAGUCCGGGCUAUCUUCAGCAGUGGCAGUGGUCGUGUUGCCGGGUGCAUGGUUAAUGAAGGAAGAGUAGUAAAAGGUUGUGGUGUUCGAAUAAUUCGAAAUGGGAAAACAGUUCAUGUUGGUGUUCUUGAUUCUUUAAGGAGAGUGAAGGAAAUGGUAAAAGAGGUCAACGCUGGACUAGAGUGUGGUAUUGGGGUGGAUGAUUUUAUUGAUUGGGAGGUGGGGGAUGUUAUUGAGGCCUUUAGCACAGUGCAGAAGCAGCGGACGCUUGAAGAUGCAUCAGCUUCAAUGGCCGCUGCACUGGCAGGAGCAGGAGUUGAACUAUGAAUCAUAACACACAAGGUGACAGAAUCUCUUCAACCAGCUAAUGUGCUUCUUGAUGAUACCAAGGUGUAUGUAGCCUCCUCAAGUAUGGAAUACCUCCUAACUGAAGUGUUCCAAAAUGCUUACAAGUGAUGCCUGGCCUUGCUUACUUUUACGCCCUGAAUUGUUCCAUAGGUAUCUGAGCUCUGAGGCGUGCUGAUUUUUUAUUCAUUAUUUUAAGCAAUGCUGUAUAUAGUCUUGUAUCUUCAAUUUCAGCUUCUCGUUGUAAAGAAGGGAUGUUUAUUUGAAAAUCCUUAAGGUUCAGUUCCACACUCGCUUGUAACAGUUUCAAGAUACCACUUAAAGAAUGAAGUCGUUCCAAUCCUUUUGAUCCUGCAUCA
Messenger RNA from Nelumbo nucifera (sacred lotus), 3980 nucleotides. Its product is annotated as translation initiation factor IF-2, chloroplastic-like. NCBI's taxonomy places the organism in Eukaryota, Viridiplantae, Streptophyta, Magnoliopsida, Proteales, Nelumbonaceae. Gene Ontology annotation, molecular function: translation initiation factor activity; GTP binding; GTPase activity. The record is from RefSeq and is a predicted model, not a curated record. Gene Ontology annotation, biological process: translational initiation. Gene Ontology annotation, cellular component: cytoplasm.